Drepanopeziza brunnea f. sp. 'multigermtubi' MB_m1 is the source of this 285-nucleotide messenger RNA. RefSeq lists its product as uncharacterized. Gene Ontology annotation, cellular component: mitochondrion. Lineage: Eukaryota; Fungi; Ascomycota; Leotiomycetes; Helotiales; Drepanopezizaceae. The record is from RefSeq and is a predicted model, not a curated record.
AUGACAGUGUCCGAAACCCUCAAAUCCGCAAUUGGGAUCUCUUCCGAGCCAGCGCCCGCGACACGGGAGGAGAUGCGCGAAGCGCGGCUGCCGAUUCAGUACCGGGACGGGUGCGCGAACCUGCUCAUCCCGCUGAACAGGUGCCGGUUUGAGACGUAUUACUUGCCGUGGAAAUGUGAGACCGAGAGACACAGCUACGAAAAGUGCCAAUACGACGAGUUCAAGAAGCGGGUAGCAAAGAUGGAUGAGCUGAGGGCCGCGAAGGGUGGAGAGAGGAGUAAUUGA